CCCCCUUCUUCGCUUAACCCACCUAGGAAUGCGCUAUUGCGCUUAAAACCUGGGUAAUAGAAGAGGAGCGAGGGCCACAUCCUAGCUCCUUACCCAUGGUCGUCGCUCCGGUGGUUGGCGGCGGAGGGAGGAUUGACGUUGCCGGUGUGGAACAAAAAGAUAUGCAUUUUCGAGGAGUGAGGAAGCGGCCGUGGGGGAGGUAUGCGGCAGAGAUACGUGAUCCCGGGAAGAAGAGUCGGGUUUGGCUGGGAACCUUCGACACAGCAGAGGAGGCCGCGCGGGCGUACGACGCCGCAGCCCGCCGGUUCCGCGGAUCGAAGGCCAAGACUAACUUUCCGUGCCCUGACGCCUACCUGAACCUGAGCGCCGUCGUCGUUGGCUCGGCUGCCACCAGCGGCGGCAGCCCCAGCAGCACAGUAGAAUCGAACAGCCGCGAGGCUCCGGCCGCGACGGAGGCGGCUGUGCCACCGAUGGCGAUCCCGCUCCAGCCAUCUCUCGACCUCAAUCAUCUCCAACGCGUCCGCUACGCCGGGCGGUUCCCCUUUUCCUCUUAUCCAGUCGCUCAGGCCAUGCCAACGCUUCGCCCGUGCUCCCUCAUCGAUUCUAUAGUCAGAUCAGAGAAAUCCAUUGAUGCGAUGAAUCUUCACCAUAUUGCCACCUGCCCUCCCCUGUUCGUCGCCGGUAUACAGAAAAGAAUGCCCUGCGCCGUCCAAAGCGACUCUGAUUCCUCCUCGGUCAUCGAUCUCCGGUCCAACCCCGUUCCUUCCCAACCGCAGAAGAACCCCCACAAUUUCGACCUCAACCUCCUUCCUCAACGGGAGCUCGACUGAUGUCACUGCCAAUCGAUCGUCCCGUUCGAUGCCUUAGCUGGAACAAUUAUGUAACGCAACUUGCUACGUUCAAGGAGCUGCCUACUUCUCCGGUGUUUUCUUACAUCUUGUACGAGUCUCUUUCGUAACCUCUCCUUUCGCGAUCAGAAGCGCGAGAGCAGUAAACAGGAGAGGAUUUUUGUAUAUCUGAACCUUUUUUUCUCUUCUUUUUCUCCUUUACCGCUAGAUCGAGAAAGAAGAAGAGUUUUAUCUAAUUUCAGGACUCCAGCUUCCGUCGUCGGCGACAUCUUUUCCUUUA
This is a messenger RNA of Zingiber officinale, 1128 nucleotides long. RefSeq names its product ethylene-responsive transcription factor 4-like. Gene Ontology annotation, molecular function: DNA-binding transcription factor activity; DNA binding. The transcript has a single exon. The record is from RefSeq and is a predicted model, not a curated record. Gene Ontology annotation, biological process: regulation of DNA-templated transcription. NCBI's taxonomy places the organism in Eukaryota, Viridiplantae, Streptophyta, Magnoliopsida, Zingiberales, Zingiberaceae. The coding region runs from base 96 to 830 and encodes 244 amino acids.